AUUCAAUAAAUAGAAUUUAAAUACAAAUUUAAUGUUAUUGUGUACAAAAAUAUAAUACAAACAGUGAAAUAAAUAUAAAAUGAUAUCCUCAGAGUUCUUUUUUGAAGAUGCCGAAGAUGAAACCAACGAGGACAUGAUUAUGGUUGCCAGAAAUAGAAGGCUAAUAAGGGAUUCUUCCAAUCCUCUGGAGCUUCCAAAUAAUUUAUUUUUGAAACACUUCCGAUUAUCAAAAUCAGCAUUUGUUCAGUUGUUGGCGGACAUCGAAGAUCGACUCAAGCCAACCAAAAGAUGUACGGCAAUACCGAACGUAGUUAAACUGGCAGCUACAUUAAGAUUCUGUGCCCAUGGAUCAUACCAAUUUAGCGUUGGGAAUGAGAACUGUCUCGGCCUUGCACAGUCCACUGUGUCCCUUGUACUUAAGGAAGUACUUAAUGUCAUGGAAAAUCAAAUUUGUCCAAAAUGGAUAAAAUUUAAUUACUCUGAAGUAGAAAAAAGUCGUGCCAAAUUAUACUUUUUCGAAAGAAGCCAUAUACCAGGUGUAAUAGGUUGCGUUGAUGGUACGCAUAUCAAAAUUGCGUCUCCAAAAAAGGAGUUACAGCAUGCGUACUACAACCGCAAAGGAUUUUAUAGCAUAAAUGCGAUGAUCGUUUGUGACGAUACAAUGAAAAUACGAUUCAUAAAUGCAAAACAUCCUGGGUCAACACACUAUUCAAACGUUUUUAACAUGUCCAGUUUGAGGACACUUUUAGAAAGAGAAUAUCAAAGAGGGCAAACAAACACUUGGCUGCUUGGUGACGCAGGAUAUCCUUUGAAGCCAUAUUUAAUGACCCCAUUUCGAAAUACUGAGUCAGGUUCGUUAGAAAGCGCAUUUAACAAAAAACAUGCACAGGGAAGAAACAUAAUAGAACGUACAAUUGGUGUGCUGAAAAAUAGAUUCAGAUGUUUGCUGAGGGCAAGACAGUUGUAUUAUUCUCCAAUGAAAGCAACACAGAUUACGAACGAUUCGCUAGCCAAAGUAGAGACCAGCCCAAGUAAGGAGCCGCUAACUGAGAUAGAGUCCAGCGAAACUAAGAAGACACCUGAAGAAAAAACAACGCCCGAGGGAAAAGUAAAAACACCUGAGGGAGAAGAACAAACAUCGCACGAGGUGCUUACUCUCAUGCGUCGCCAAAAGGCACUAAUGAACUCAUUAUCCCGGCUCAUUAACGGUCGAGUUAAGGAAGAAGUUCCCAUUCAAUGCCUGGAGGCAAUGAAUAAACUCUGGAGCCAAAUUGAAGAACUACAUUAUUCAAUUUGGGAGAAGUGCGAAAACCCACUUACAGAGGGUUACGACAUGAGCUCUUAUUCAGAGUUUGAAAUAAAAAUUCUGAAGAACCGAUCGUCACUAAAAGGACCUACCAAUAAUACAAGGAAUGAUCUUCUGUCAGUGCAGCUCCCAAAGAUGACAAUCCCGAAGUUUGAUGGCGAUUAUCUAAAAUGGCAGACGUUUUUCUGA
This is a messenger RNA of Eupeodes corollae, 1495 nucleotides long. RefSeq names its product putative nuclease HARBI1. The transcript has 5 exons. Lineage: Eukaryota; Metazoa; Arthropoda; Insecta; Diptera; Syrphidae. Bases 80 to 1495 code for a protein of 471 amino acids. The record is from RefSeq and is a predicted model, not a curated record.